Molecule: messenger RNA, 999 nt
Organism: Paramisgurnus dabryanus
Lineage: Eukaryota; Metazoa; Chordata; Actinopteri; Cypriniformes; Cobitidae
Gene: tp53inp2a
Product: tumor protein p53 inducible nuclear protein 2a
Biological process (GO): positive regulation of DNA-templated transcription; autophagosome assembly
Cellular component (GO): autophagosome; nucleus
Source: RefSeq, a predicted model, not a curated record
CCACGUAGGUCGCAGGGUUGUUUUUAUUAUCAGCUGUUUGUUGCGAGCUGUACAGCGCUAUCGUAAAAUCUUUUGGAAAAAUUGGUAAAAAAAACCAAAAAAGAAAAACAAGUGACUUAUAUAUUUUGGGCUGAACCCAGUCACAUAACACGAUAUACGCUCCCAAACAUUUAUUUGUGAGGAUUUCAUCGACGGAAAAUCGGUUGCUGGGUAAACACAAGCAGGUUGUGCUGAAGCCUCUGUGAGAAGUGCGGUACUAUCAGACGAGCAGUGCACCAUCAAUCACACGUAUAACAAUGUUUCAACGGCUCACAAAUCUGAUCUUUGGAAGUGUGACUGAAACAACUCAGGAAGCAACUCUACCAAAGCCAGGAUCUCCUGAGGUAGAUGAGGAGGACUGGCUCCUGGUCAGCACAUCUGGAGAGACUUUCUCAGAGCCCAGCGAUGGACCAACCAACGUAAUAGAAAGUCUGUCAAACACAGAGAAAUGUGCUGCAGUUUUGGACAAUGAUGAAAGCAUUGUAGAGCCUGAAGUUCCUGUUACUAGAAGCACUGGGCGGGUAUCUCAGAGGUUUGCCUCGCAGGCUGGCGCUCUUAUCAAAGUGACCCAGGUGGGCAGGUUACAGCGGGCUCAGACACGAGCCAACCGCCACAGUCUUGGCCGCAAUUGCAUUCAGCGACAAAACCACGUCCGCCAGCGUCUUCCUCAACACAACUCUCGCAUACGCCGUGUGAUUCUGCACCAGCCUGGCCAUCGCAGCCUUAAACACUAAGAUGCAGAGAAAGCACAAGUCAACAUGACACUUGAUAGUGCAUUUAAUAAAAACAUGCAAGCACCAAGCAACUGUUUUUAUUAUUUACUACGUAGAGUAUAAUGAAUCAAAUGGCAGCUAAAAAUGUCUUCCAAGUUUGGUUGGCCACUUGAAAGUCUUUUACCUACUGUACCGCACUACACUGAGACUGUCAUGCAGCAAUAAAAAUAAAAGAAGGACCCUUGAA